Molecule: messenger RNA, 1280 nt
Organism: Tachyglossus aculeatus (Australian echidna)
Lineage: Eukaryota; Metazoa; Chordata; Mammalia; Monotremata; Tachyglossidae
Gene: JOSD2
Product: Josephin domain containing 2
Exons: 5
Coding region: 32-670 (212 amino acids)
Biological process (GO): protein deubiquitination
Molecular function (GO): cysteine-type deubiquitinase activity
Source: RefSeq, a predicted model, not a curated record
AGGGGCCGCCAUUUUGCCGGCGCGCUGGCCAAUGGGGCCGGCUUGGCCGUUGCCCCGAGGGCCGCUGGGAGAUGUAGUUCGGGCCUGCUCAGAGCCUGCAGCCUGUUUGGCUCCCUCGGCGUCCCGGAGCCGGUGUCGCCUUGGGACAACCAUUCAUUCACGCCGGGAGCUGUGCGCCGUCCACGCUCUCAACAACGUCCUGCAGCAGCGGCUCUUCACCCAGGAGGCCGCCGAUGACAUCUGCAAGCGCCUGGCCCCCGACUCCAGGCUGAACCCGCACCGCAGCCUUCUGGGCACCGGCAACUACGAUGUCAACGUGAUCAUGGCCGCUCUGCAGGGCCUGGGCCUGGCGGCCGUGUGGUGGGAUCGCCGCAGGCCUCUGUCCCAGCUGCGCCUGGGUCACGUGCAAGGCCUGAUCGUGAACCUGCCGUCUCCGGUCUCCCUGGGGCUCGUCUCGCUGCCCCUGCGCCGUCGACACUGGGUGGCCCUGAGACAGGUGGACGGCACCUACUACAACCUGGACUCCAAGCUGCCCGCGCCCGCCGCCCUGGGCGGGGAAGCGGAGCUCCGGUCGUUCCUGCAGGACUUGCUGACCCAGGGCCCCUGUGAGGUUCUUCUCGUGGUGACCAAAGAGGUGGAAGAGUCCGGGAGCUGGCUGCAGGCUGACUGACCUCACCGCCUGCCUGACCUCCGAUUCUGCCUGGGGGGACGUCGGGGCUGGGGGGUAGGGACCCCGGCUCUGGCUGUGUUUACAGGAAGUCCCCAAGGGAGGGGCCGAACCCCGUCUCAGGGAGGGAGAGCUGCCGGGAUGCCCGAAGAGGAGGGGCCGAGCCCCGUCUCAGGGAAUGGGUGGGGAAGGGACCCCCGGGGAGUGGUGGGGUCCCUGUCUAGGAAGGGCCAAGACCCCCAACCCUGGGGGAUUGAAUCUGCCAAGUGCUGAGAUGCAUCUCUCUGUGUGUAUGUGCUCUCUGUUGGUUUCUCUCCAUCUUUAUCUCUGUCUAACUCUCUUCAUCUCUCCAUAAUUUUCCUCUCCCUAUCUCUCGCUCUGCCUGCAUCCCGGACGGAUUCCCGGUGUGGGAGAGCGAGUGUUCUCCAACUGGGGACCGGGUGGCAGUCGGGACCGAGAGGGAGCGGGGAAGCCUGGACCCAGGUCGUGUUUAUUCCCACCCCGAGGCCUCUGCACCGUUCUAACGGGCUGCGCUGCGGCGCUGACUCUGACCUCUGACCUUUGCACCCCGUGGCGGCCUGCUGCCUCAAUAAACUGCUGCAUUGGCUUGCAA